Molecule: messenger RNA, 3986 nt
Organism: Castor canadensis (American beaver)
Lineage: Eukaryota; Metazoa; Chordata; Mammalia; Rodentia; Castoridae
Source: RefSeq, a predicted model, not a curated record
UUGUGGAUUCUCUGAUGUUUGAUUAUCUGUAACUUGGGAUAAUCAUGAGUUGGCCAGAUGGUUUGUACUCUGGUUUGAGGUGUAGGGAAGGAAAUACCUAUCUGCCACCCUGAAAUCUGAACCCACUGGAGCUGGGCAGAUACAUUGAAUUCCAAUGUCACAGCUCUGCUAAAGGCAAGGAACUUGGCCAGUGCUUUCUGGGGUACCUGGCAUUUCACUGCUGGCCAGUGGGUCAACAGCCCUCUAACCCCUGCCCAGUGCCUGUAUCACCACACAGGGGCUUUGGAAUCCAAGGGCUGUGAGCCCUCCUGGGCAGCCAACCUUGUCCCUUGGGGCUCCCCUCCCCCAGCUUGGGACAGGUUCUCAGAGCUGACUCAGGACCCUGUAGGGUUAGUCACAUUCGCUUAUAGCUGCAGAGUCAGAGGACAAAGAUGAAGAUCAGGUCUCUAGGGCCUCCUCCCUGCCCAGCAGGACACUGGCAGAGAACAAGGGCACCCAGGCCGGCUGGACCUAGAGGCUCCCUGGUCCCUCCACUAUCAUGCACCACAAGGACAGCCAGGGUUCGGAGACAGCCACACUCCUGUGACUCCAAGAAGGGUAGAGCUUGCAUGCUGUUGACAGCCUUAAAUAAAUUACAUGUUUGUUUAUUAUUAAAUUGUGGGCUACACCACAUACUAAAGAGUAUAAAAAAUGUAUUGGUUUAAUUUAAAGAGUUGUUAUGACACCUUGAAGGCUCCACAAUCACUUGCACCCCUGUCCCUAGAGGCCAUCACUGUGUAGACCUUUGUGCUAAACUUGGCCGUGCUUUCCUUUACGGGCUUACCACUAUGGACGCAUGUUGGUGUGGCCCGGUUUGGACGUAAUGCAUAUGGUAUGACAGCAUUCUGUGAGCCUUGCUCCUUUUCCUUGCCAUCAGGUAGGUCUGUGAGACCAGCACAUUGUACACAGCUGAAGUUUGCUCCAUUCCAUAUUUUGCUUUAUGUUGCAUAAAUGCUCCACAGUUAUUUACCCAUCCCACUGCAGAGGGGCAGCUCUUCCUUCUCCCACCCCAUUUUGGCUGUUCCAAGGGACAUCUCCACGAACAUUCUCACCUGUCUCUUGUCAGUCACCUGUGAGCAGUUGGGGCCAAUGACUAGGCAAGGCCAUUACCAGUGUCACUAGCCUCUGUUUCACUUUUUUCAAAGUCACCACUCCAAUCCACACUCUCACCACACCUCCCUGACACAUGGUGUCCUCUGAAUUUUCAAUUGUUACCACUCUUAACAUUUUCUUGAAUGACCACGGAUUUGGCCAUACCUGCCUCAUUUCCUGCACUGGGAAAAAUCUGUGGCCAUGUCCUGCUUGGAAGAGGCUGAGUGUUUCAGAGCGUACCCUCCAGCAGAAUGUCAAGUCUGCCAGUGACUUCAUCCCACUCCCAGGGGUGCAAGUUCUCAGUAAUAGAUGGGAAAAUGAGGCCCAGAGCAAGGACCAGGGAGGCUAGAUCUUUACCAGCCUCCACAGUAGAGGCAGGAACCAGAUGGCUUAGUCCUUGCUGUGGCUUACAUGUCCCUUUAAAUCUUAUGCUCAAGUUUAAUUGCUAUUACAACAGUAUUCAGAUGUGGGGCCUUUACAGGGGUGAGCAGGCCAUGGGACAAUGCCCUCAUAAGUGGGUUAAUACUGUUUUCAUGGUAGUGGGCUAGUUAUCUCAGGAGUGGGUCCCUAAUAAAUUUCAGCCAGUUUCCUCUGUUCCUUUCUGCCACAUUGUUGUGCAGCAUCUAUGGAACACUAUGUGGGUGCCAUGCUCUUGGACUUCCCAGUCUCCAGAGCCAUCAGAAAACAAACCUCUGUUGUUUAUAGUUCACCCAGUUUGUGGCGUUUUGUCACUGCAGCAGAAAAACAACUAAGACAGCCUCAUUCCUGGGGUCCCACUGCCGAGGCACUCAACUCUACCAUGGCUUCUCAAUCCCUCCCUCUCCAGGGCCCUCAACCUCACACAGCACAGAUGAAUCUCCAGGGACUGUGGGGACCAGGGCAGAGUGGACCCCUAAAGGCAAAGCUGGGAGUGUAUGCAAGGAAGGCUGGUGGAGGCUGUCUGGGCCCCAAGCCCCGAUCUGAGGAGACCCCAGCUUAAGUGGUCCCAUGAAGGCCAGACUCACAGAGCUGACCCCGACUUCUUUAGGUGACAGCUCUCGCCAUUGCCCCAGUCCCUGGCACAGGCCCCAGCCAUGUCCGGCUCACCCAUCUGUUUCCUUCCCCAUCUGGGCACCAGCGCCCCGGCUGUGAGGUCCAGUUCGGGUGAUGGAGACAGCCCCUGAACUUGCCAAAGCACCUGCCACAGAGCCUUCUGGAGAAACAGCAGCAUCAGAGCCUAUCAGGGAAGAGAAGUCUCUGGAAUCACAGGAGCCUACCUCUCAGGCAUUAGCCACCAACACCCCUGCGGCCCCUGCUUCUCCCACAGCCACUAAGCCUGCACCUCCAAAUGAAGAUGUCCCCAGUGCCCCACUGUUGCUGACCGUGGAGGAUGUGAGCCACAACUCCGUGACUGUGAGCUGGGAGCCCCCGGAGAAGCUGGGGAGGUUUGGGCUCCAGGGCUAUGUGCUGGAGCUCUGCCCAGAGGGAGCCUCGGAGUGGGUGCCUGUGAACCCCCGGCCCGUGAUGGUGACCCAGCAGACCGUGCGGAACCUGGCUCUAGGAGACAAGUUCUUCCUGCGUGUGGCUGCAGUGGGCUCUGCCGGCGCUGGCCCACCGGCUGUGCUGGACCAGCCUGUUCACAUCCAAGAGAUCGUUGAGGCUCCCAAGAUCCGUGUCCCCCGCCACCUUCGUCAGACCUACAUCCGCCAUGUGGGAGAGUCAGUCAACCUGCAAAUCCCUUUCCAGGGGAAGCCUAAGCCUCAAGCCUCCUGGACCCACAAUGGCCACGCCCUGGACAGCAAGCGGGUAAAUGUGCGCACCGGGGACCAGGACUCCAUCCUCUUCAUCCGCUCAGCCCAGCGCUCUGACUCAGGCUGCUAUGAGCUCACCCUGCGGCUGGAAGGCCUGGAGGUCAAGGCUACCGUUGACAUCCUGGUUAUUGAGAAGCCAGGGCCCCCCAGAAGCAUCAGGCUACUGGACGUCUGGGGUUGCAAUGCUGCUCUUGAGUGGACUCCGCCCCAGGACACAGGCAACACAGAGCUCCUGGGCUACACGGUGCAGAAGGCGGACAAAAAGACAGGGCAAUGGUUCACAGUGCUGGAGCGCUACCACCCCACCACCUGCACCAUCUCAGACCUCAUCAUUGGCAACUCAUACUCAUUCCGAGUCUUCUCAGAAAACCUGUGUGGCCUCAGUGACUCAGCCACCACCACCAAGGAGCUGGCCCACAUCCAGAAGGCAGAUAUUGCUGCCAAACCAAAAGGGUUUAUUGAGAGAGACUUCUCAGAAGCCCCCUCGUUUACCCAGCCGCUGGCUGACCACACCUCCACCCCUGGCUACAGCACUCAGCUGUUUUGCAGUGUCCGAGCAUCACCCAAGCCCAAGAUCAUCUGGAUGAAAAACAAGAUGGACAUCCAGGGUGAUCCCAAGUACCGUGCCCUGUCUGAGCAAGGGAUCUGCACCCUGGAAAUCCGGAAACCUAGCCCCUUUGAUUCCGGGGUCUACACCUGCAAAGCCAUCAAUGUGCUAGGGGAGGCAUCUGUGGACUGCCGGCUGGAGGUCAAAGCCUCAGCCACACACUGAAGAGCAACAACCAGAAGCUGGGAUGAGGAAAUAAGUCCUGCAGGCCUGAGGCCUUGGGCCCCAAGCUCAAAAUCUAGCUCCACAGUUGCCUGAGACCUGCAUCUCCAUAGCAACAGCUGAUGGAACUGCUUCUGGUACCUGCUGGCCUCCUUCCACCAGAGGCUGGAGUUCAGAACCCAGGAGUGGGCUUGGCAGGCCCCAGGCCAGGCCUCCUGGGUCCAAGGGGCCCUGAAAGAUGCAGGGAUUGGAGAGCCCUACAGAGUUGUGUGCUGAGUGAGAAGCACUCAAAUAAA